Messenger RNA from Teleopsis dalmanni, 1166 nucleotides. RefSeq lists its product as uncharacterized. NCBI's taxonomy places the organism in Eukaryota, Metazoa, Arthropoda, Insecta, Diptera, Diopsidae. The transcript has 3 exons. The record is from RefSeq and is a predicted model, not a curated record. The coding region runs from base 307 to 972 and encodes 221 amino acids.
CAAAAAAAAAAGUAAAAUUAACUCAAACUUUGACUCAAUCGCAUAAGCCAAACAAAUUGAAAUUUCUUAAACGCGCUCAACUUGACUUUGAGUCGCUGCAUAUAUAAAGCGGGGUGGCAUAAAAAAUUCCAUGUCAUUUCAAUAAUUUCGGUCGUUGCGUUGAGACGUUGGCAAGGCGGUGACGAAAAGUGUGCUGUGUGAAUUACUUUUAAACUAAACGAAAACGAAAGUGUUUAACACAUUAAUUCAAAAUUCAAACUAAAUAAUUUCUACCGAAAAGUGCAAAUAAAACUAUUACUAAGCAAAAUGAAAGCCUUUGUGUUGGCAAGUGUUUGUUUAUUCAGUGUUCUAAGCGCUGGCUUGGCACAGUUCUCAAAUGGGCGUGUAUUGGAUCCACCAAAUCCACAACUGUGUGCACAAAGGAUUAUACACGAGAAGACACCCGAUGGCAAAGGUUACUUCUUCUCAUGGCGUGACCCUAACCUUAAGGGAGUUGAAGAAGAUUGGUUGAGUGCAAGAAACUACUGCCGCAGACGUUGUAUGGACUCAGUUUCAUUGGAAACUAGUCUAGAAAAUGAAUGGAUUAAACAACGUGUGGUCACUGAAAAUGUGAAAUACAUUUGGACAAGUGGUCGUCUCUGCGAUUUCAAGGGCUGUGAACGUCCCGACUUGCAACCCACAAACAUCAAUGGUUGGUUCUGGACAGCUACACUCCAAAAGCUUGCACCCACAACUGAACGUUCACAAGGUGAUUGGUCACCUACCGGUGGUAUCGGUCUACCACAACCUGAUAACCGUGAAUACAAGCAAAAUGGUGCACCCGAGAACUGUUUAGCAUUACUGAAUCAAUUCUACAAUGAUGGCGUCAACUGGCAUGAUGUUGCCUGCCAUCAUAAGAAAUCAUUCGUCUGCGAAGAAAAUGAUGCCCUCUUGAAGUAUGUCCGCUAUACAAAUCCCAACUUACGCAUUUAGAUUGGUCUAAUACCAAUAUAAGAACUCACACAUAAACAAAUAUAAAUGUUCAUUAACUCAAAAAGUUAUUUAAGACAAAACCAAAAAUUUCAUAUUUAAUUUUUUUUUAAUAAAAAAUUUUCGAAACUUCACUUUUAACUCUCAAAAUUUACGAACAUUUGUACUCUUCGUUCGAUUGUGAACAAAUCUCUAAA